Molecule: messenger RNA, 2011 nt
Organism: Mastomys coucha (southern multimammate mouse)
Lineage: Eukaryota; Metazoa; Chordata; Mammalia; Rodentia; Muridae
Gene: Rfng
Product: RFNG O-fucosylpeptide 3-beta-N-acetylglucosaminyltransferase
Exons: 8
Coding region: 111-1097 (328 amino acids)
Biological process (GO): pattern specification process; regulation of Notch signaling pathway
Cellular component (GO): Golgi membrane
Molecular function (GO): O-fucosylpeptide 3-beta-N-acetylglucosaminyltransferase activity
Source: RefSeq, a predicted model, not a curated record
GGCGGCGCGUCCGUCAGUUCCGGGUCAAGGUUCGGGGCGGGGUGCUGUCACUCUUAAAGGGGCCGCCGCGAUCGCAGGCGGGCGCCUAGCGCCCGGGCCUGGGUGGUCGUAUGAGCCGUGCGCGGCGAGUGCUGUGCCGGGCCUGCCUCGCGCUGGCCGCGGUCCUGGCUGUGUUGCUGCUGCUGCCGCUGCCGCUGCCUCGCGCGCCCGCACCGGACGCCAGUCGGGUCCCGACCGGGAGCCUGACCCUCGAGGUCUCCCGCCUGCAACCCGACGACGUCUUCAUAGCAGUCAAGACCACUCGGAAGAACCACGGCCCGCGCCUGCGGCUGCUGCUGCGAACCUGGAUCUCGCGAGCCUCACGGCAGACGUUCAUUUUCACCGAUGGAGACGACCCCGAGCUCCAGCUGCUGGCAGGCGGCCGCUUGAUCAACACCAAUUGCUCUGCUGUGCGCACCCGCCAAGCGCUGUGCUGUAAAAUGUCAGUGGAAUACGAUAAAUUCAUAGAAUCUGGAAGGAAAUGGUUCUGCCACGUGGAUGAUGACAACUAUGUGAACCCCAAAAGCCUGCUGCACCUGCUUUCCACCUUCUCUUCCAACCAGGACAUCUACCUGGGUCGACCUAGUCUGGACCACCCCAUCGAAGCCACAGAGAGGGUCCAAGGCGGUGGCAGCUCAAACACAGUGAGAUUCUGGUUUGCAACUGGUGGGGCUGGGUUCUGCCUGAGCAGGGGCCUUGCCCUUAAAAUGAGCCCAUGGGCCAGCCUAGGCAGUUUCAUGAACACAGCAGAGCGGGUUCGGCUGCCUGACGACUGCACCGUGGGAUACAUUGUGGAAGGACUUCUGGGUGCCCGCCUGCUUCAUAGUCCCCUGUUCCACUCCCACCUGGAAAACCUGCAGAGGCUGCCAUCUGGUACUGUUUCGCAGCAGGUUACCUUGAGCUAUGGAGGUCCUGAGAACCCACAUAACGUGGUGAAUGUCGCUGGGAGCUUCAGCAUACAACAGGACCCUACACGGUUUCAGUCUGUGCACUGCCUUCUCUACCCAGACACCCACUGGUGUCCUGUGAAGAACAGGGCUGAGGAAGCUUUUCAGUAACUGGUGACCCCUGGUGGCUGCUCUACCUGGCUCCCUCGGGCCUUAGAUUCAGGCAGUCAGCAGAAGCUCAAGCUGCCUGAAGGCCUCCCACAACCCAGGUCCCAGUUGGACACCAGGUACCUUGAGAAAAUGAGACAACCGGGCUGUGCAUGCUGAGAUCAUCCAGGAAGAGAGAAAGUCAAAGCUACUGAGCCACUGCUGCCUCUAGCCCUUCCUAGAGGUCCCUCCCUGGAUAAAGUCUACUCCCCAGCUACCCCAGCUACCCCAGGGACUGUGGCCCAGAAGGGGACUGGUUCCCCAGCCUCCAACAGCUGCAGCUUGUCCCCACCUGCAGAUGGAGCCAGGUGGGCUGGUCAUUAAGGGGCAGGCUUUAGACCUGGCCACCGGCUCUUGCUGGGGGGCUCAAAGAGCCACCACUAAAGUCAGAAUGUGUAGACUGUGUGGCCAGUGGACACUUAGGGCCAGCGUCAAGACUAUGUUUCCACGCAGGGCUGCUGGUCUCCCAUUACCUGCAUCCUUGGCCUCCCAGAGACUCCGCUGGGAGACUUCUUUCCUCUGACUUGGUGUUCAGGAUGCUUCCCCUCUGAGCUUCCCAUCGCUAGAGCCUUUCCUUUGGGCUCCUCAGGAGCAAGAUGCAGGCCCAUCAGCUUUUACAGGGGUGCCCCUCGGGGAAGUGGUUAAGUGAUGAGUAAAGGCUUCUUUGUCGUUCUUACUGUGGCUCCUCUUGUCAUAAAUGACCCAGACCCCUAGCAGCUCAGCUUUGCCGAUGUCCACAUAGCAGCUCAGUCUUCAGGGAAGCCUGUUCCUGCAGCACUGCUGCCUCUUCAACCUUCCAUGCUGUGCAGCCAAGCAGGACUCCCAUGAUCUUUCUCAACACGCAUGAUGGAAUCACUAAUACAUAUAUAUAAGCAUGA